Menidia menidia (Atlantic silverside) is the source of this 2772-nucleotide messenger RNA. NCBI's taxonomy places the organism in Eukaryota, Metazoa, Chordata, Actinopteri, Atheriniformes, Atherinopsidae. The record is from the annotation of a GenBank genome assembly.
AUGGAGACCGCCACUAACUAUGUGUUGAUCCAUGGGAAGAACAUCUCCCACAACACGGCGGCGGGCUCUGCGGCGGGGCCCCAUAUGUCCAUUGAUAAGCUGUUCCCGGCUCUCCUGGAGUGCUUCGGCAUCAUACUGUGUGGUUACAUAGCCGGCAGGGCUGAUAUGAUCACUGAGAGCCAGGCAAAGGGUUUGGGGAGCUUUGUGUCAAAGUUUGCUCUUCCGGCUCUGCUCUUUAAAAACAUGGUGCUGUUGGACUUUGGGGACGUCAUAUGGGCGUUUCUCUGGAGCGUCCUGGUGACAAAGGUGGCUGUGUUUGUGCUUGUUUGUGUGUUGACACUGAUAGUAGCCAGUCCAGAGGGCCGAUAUGGCAAAGCUGGUCUGUAUGCCAUCUUUGCUACUCAGAGUAAUGACUUUGCCUUGGGAUAUCCAAUAGUUGAUGCUUUGUAUCGAAGCACAUAUCCAGAAUACCUCCAGUACAUAUACCUAGUUGCCCCUGUCUCCCUCAUGCUUCUCAAUCCUAUCGGCUUUGCUCUUUGCGAGGUGCAGAGGUGGAAGCAGACCAGCCUCCCACAGCGAAGUAGGCUUGGCAUCCUGGGAGUUGUAGUCUUACAGGUGUUGAAGAACCCCAUAGUGUUCAUGGUGAUCGUGGGAAUCGCCUCCCACUUUGUCCUGGGCCAGCGGAUCCCUGCCGUCCUGUCGGAGUUCAUAGAUGGACUGGCUAACUCUUUCGGGGGGGCAGCAUUGUUCUAUCUGGGCCUCACUAUGGUGGGCCAGCUUAGAAAACUAACCAGAGACACUGGAGUUGCCCUCAUCCUCCUAAUCACAGCCAAACUCCUGGUGAUGCCGCUGGUCUGCAAAGACAUGGUGGACAUCUUGGACGUUGGAGUGAACAGCACGAGUGCCAACCACACCAGCUUGUCAAAUUUUGCCUUUCUUUAUGGAGUCUUCCCGACUGCGCCCAGCGUGGCCAUCUAUGCUGGACAUUAUAACAUGGAGUUAGAGGUGGUGACGUCAGGGAUGGUGAUCAGUACAUUUCUGUCUGCCCCGAUCAUGUAUGUGUCGGCCUGGUUGUUGACGAUCCCUUUGAUGGAUCCCACCCCCCUCGUGACAGAGCUUGAAAAUGUUAGCUUCAACAUCAGCAUUGUCAGCCUCAUUGCUCUGGUGUGGACCAUAGCAGUGAUGCUGCUCAGCAGGAAGUUCACCAGACUUCCUCACCUCUUCGUGCUGAAUCUUUUCCUGGCUCAGUUCCUGGUGUGCGUCAGCAUGAUCCUGUGGAACUUCUUGGUGAAACAGGAGGAGAACCUCAUCGGCAAAAUUCUCACCUUCACUCUGUUGUACGGUUCUCUGUACAGCACUUACAUUUGGUCAGGUUUGAUACCGCUCUGCCUGGCUCUCACAAACAGAGAUGAUCUGCUCAGACUCCGACCAGGGGUUUUCAUGGCUUUGGGUUGGGGGGUUCCCUUCCUGGUGGUUGGAUGUCUUCUGAUAGCAGGAGAGAGGACGGACACCAUAGACUCGGCUUUCUUCUACGGCAGAGCUCAGAUAAUCAGCUCGGCAGUGGUUCUUGCGGUGAGCCUUGCUCUCGGUUCCGUUUCCCUAAUGGGUCUCAGCCAGGGGGAGAGGGAACAGGGGGGCUACCAGGCCCUGAGCAGAUCGACUGUAACGGGCAUCACAGAUGAGCCGAGGGCCCCCGGUGACCCCGAGGAUCAGCAGCAGCAGCAGCAAACCCAGCUGGCAGAUUCUCCUGCUCUCAGUGUAGACUCAGACCCACAUGGUUUCCCUCCUCUCCAGACUAUGCCAGACAUGAUAGCCAGCACACAGAGGGAGCACACGAAUGGCACCGGCCACAGUGGGGCGCUGUUUGACAGGCAGCAGCCAGGCUCCUCCAGCUCGGAGCAGCCCCUGAACUUGCCUCCUCCUGGGCCUCAACCCGCCGACGACAAGCAGACCGUGAGGCACGUCCUGCUCAGUCUGCUGCUCAUCGUCAGCCUGCUCGCGAACCUGUCCAGCUGCCUGUGGUGGCUGUUCAACAAAGACCCAGGAAGACUUUACCUUGAACUGCAGUUUUUUUGCGCCGUGGCAAACUACGGACAGGGAUUUCUGUCCUUUGGAAUUUACGGUCUGGACAGACACCUCAUCAUCCUGCCAUUCAAGAAGAGGAUACUGGGCCUGUGGCAGGGCAGAGACGCUGCAGAUCUGAGUCCAUCAGGCGUUCCCGAGGAGGUCAGACUCACCUGCACCCAGUUUGUUCGCUACCACAAAGACCAGUGUGUGCAGGACCUAAUCCACACACGCAGGUAUGAGCCACAAGCCUUCAAUUCCCCCUCCGCCCUGCACGAUCACUUCUUACGCUGUUUAGAGGGGGGCAAGAGGAAAGUGGAGGAAAGGGGCACUUUCCGGCCCAUCCCUAUUAUCUUCCCACAAACCCGGAUCCUCAGGAGCAGCCAGACCAGGAGUCACAGAGUCUGCCCCAGAAUCACCACCCGGCCCAGUCCAGCGCGCACCCCCACCCUAAAGGGGCCGCCGCUCCUCCCCCGGCUCCAUCCCCCCCCCCGCCUCCCCCUAGAAAGCCUGUUUCCGGGCAGCGAGCUGGUGGACUGGCUGCUGGAGCGCGGCCUGUGCGCCGGACGGUCCGAGGCCCUGUGCUACGGCCUCCGUCUCCAGCAGGGGGGGGUCCUCCAGCACGCCUUUGGCCAGCAAGACUUCCAGGACAACCCCGCCCGGCUGUACUGCUUCACACAGGGGGACGCCUGCUCCCAGGACACCUGA